Molecule: messenger RNA, 4011 nt
Organism: Priapulus caudatus
Lineage: Eukaryota; Metazoa; Priapulida; Priapulimorpha; Priapulimorphida; Priapulidae
Product: WD repeat-containing protein 27-like
Exons: 22
Coding region: 577-3267 (896 amino acids)
Molecular function (GO): protein binding
Source: RefSeq, a predicted model, not a curated record
UAAUGGCGGCGAUUUUCACGUCCCCCUUUGAAAAAAUGUAUAAUUUAUCGCAGAUCGCAUUACUUCAUAAUCAGAAACAUUUUGUGGUCAUUUGGUGAUGCCUAGUUAAGAACAGAUUCUUUAUUUUGUACUUAUAACAGCUAGAGUUGUUUAUGGUUAAGCUCAGGGAGCUGUCGCAUUGGCCAUUGUUAGCGGCGAUGGUGAUUCACUCGCGUGCUAGUAUUAAUACUAGUAUUGAUCCAGUGUGGGCGGUGAAGCAAUGGUAGUAUUGGUACGUCUAGCCAGCGACUCGGGAAUGUCUUCAGUGCAAGAUGUGAUCUCUAAAAGAAAUGAGGUGUCCGCACGCCCUCAUUGUGCCUAAAACAGUCUAGGUGCAAGACAAAUAACACAUCACACAAUUCAUGUUUACAAGUUCUAAUGUGUCAAUGAUUCAUAAGGAGCUUUUUCUUCAAUUGUGAGCUUUUUCUGUUUGACGAAAAUUGGUUAGUUGCUACGCAAGUCGUCGGAUGUGCUGAUGGUUACGUAUUGUAUGAGUGUCUUUUUAAUGACAAUUUCUCUGGGAGUGAAUUAAAAGGCAUGGCUUUGGUGCAUGCAAAGUCUAUGUCACUAGAAAGUAGUUCAACACAUGUACAAGUGGCAUGCAAUGGAUUAUACGUGGCUUCACCUCAUGGUGGUCGUACAGUGGUCGUGUGGAGCUUGGAGGAUAUCUCGGAAGAGGUUUUGGAACUGCAAGGGCACAGUAGACCAGUGACAGCAGUCAGCUUUGGUAGAGGGUCACUGCUGUGCAGCUGUGCUGAUGAUUGCAUUAUCCUAUGGAAUAUUGAUCAAGCAUGGAACACACAAAAACAAGGUGGCAGAGUGAAAGGUCGUGUGGUAGGUCAGGACCUUGGAGCUGUGCAGUAUUGCUCCUUCAAUAAGGACUGCAGCCUCAUCGCCUUAUGUGUGGGCAAAGAAGUCGUGGCGAUCGGCGCUGAGGUGGAAGGUUACGACUGCACACUUGAAGGUCACAUGGCAAGAGUGAAUUGCGCUGAGUUUUGCCAAGAUCGUCCAUUCAUGCUUGUCACAGCGUCCGACGAUCGAACAUUCAAAGUUUGGAAUAUCAGCACAUCAGAGCUUAUAUACCAAUCAUCUGUGAUAUCUGCAUCCCCCUUUCUGUGCAUGGCCAUGAGUCCAUCUGCACCUCAUGUAGCGCUGGGGACAGAUGAUGGGAUCGUGCGCGUCUACGACUUAGAAGAUAAUGGGCAAGUUCGACUGCUCUCGUCGCUGGACUGUAAAAAAGUGUCGUCAAAGUUCGAGGGACACGAGAACAAGACGGAAACGUUGUCGAGAGGUUUCAAGAAGAUUAGCAGCCUUCCGUCGUGGAAGACUCACUCGAUGUCUUGUAGUCAGGAUCAUGAAGAUCCACCUCGCGGGCAAAUGGAGAUGGGAAGCUCGGUACUCGCUCUGUACUUUGCAGUACCGGGCAGUUUUGCUGAUGAGGAGACAGGGGAAGGAGAUGCGGCUCCCUACCCGACCUCUGUGAUAACGGAUCUGGUCAAGUCCACAUUGAAUCUGGUGAUUGGGACAACAGGUGCUAUUAUACUCUCAAAUGCCAAGACCACGGAAGCUGUCUCGUACUUUGAUUUGCAAGAUCCUGUGCAAAGCAUAGCGAUGCAGAAAGAUAAGGAAAUAAGUUUAUCUCUCGCAGACACGUUUGCUUUCUCACAGCCAGACAGCAAUCCUUAUGUCUGGUGCUGCAUUAGGAGCUUGUUUGGGAAGACGUUGGAUAUUCUGCAGCUGAAACCCUCGCUGACCUCUUCUCUGGUUGGCGUUUCGGCGCACUCUGAGUCCGUAGUCAGCCAUUACGUUCACCAUGAUGCCACGCAGACCGAGCUUACGGUGUUGUCAAGUGCUCCACUCUGUUUGAAGUCUCCACUACGUGCAGAGUACACUGAGAGAGAACUCGGCUCCGCCAAACCAAAUGUCACUGUUGGUUUAAACGCUAAAGGGAGAUCUUUUAAAAAGCCAGCUGGCCAAAAUCCUUUUAUAUUCCAUGAUAAAAUCAAGUCUUCAGGAUAUGGUUCACCAAAAACAAGGCCUGCAGUGAUGUUUCAACCAAAAACCAACAUUAAGAAGAAGACGCCUUCCAUGAAAUCCCCGGUUAAGCCGCGCAAGCUAGAGCAGUCACUCGGAGCUGCGAUGAUGCGGGAAUAUCCAAUUAAUUCUGAUCCUCCAACCGAGUUGGUACACAAGACCGAGGUUGCCGAACGGAGCACGUCCAUCAGGUGCAUCCGAAUCUCCGGCAAUGGGAAAGCUUUAGCCUGUGGUCUUGCUAACAAAACUGCGCAGGUUCUUGCCCUACCCCUAGAUGGAACGUCAAUGGAUAAGGGAUUUCAUUGCAGUGGACAUAAUGGUGCUGUAUCUUCGGUAAGUUGGAGCCAUGAUAGCAAGUGGCUCUUGACAGGUUCUGUGGACAAGACAGUGAAAAUCUGGUGCAGCAGCUAUAGUGAGCCUGUUCUUACCAUUGACUCUGUCAAGCAAAAGCUAACACCAGAUGGCAUAGGAACAAAGGCCGCCAAGGGGUACAGCACACAGUUUGACAAGGAAAUCAAACAUGUACAGUUCUACUACAUGAACAAGUUCGUGAUUCUCACACAUGGAAAUGCAUUCCACAUGUUAAAGUACCACUUAGAUACCAGCAAGGAUGAAAUGAAGAGGUAUGUUUGUAACAGCCGCUACAAGUUGGUCAAGUCAUUUGAGAUGGCUAACACACAGCAAAUAACAGCCUUCUCAGCUGUUAACAGUUUUUACUCAUACAUUGCGAUGUGUACGGGAUCUAACCGCGCAGUGGAGGUGUUUGACAUGAACGUGGGUAAGAGUGUGCAGGUACUCGGCGACGUUCACACACGACCCGCACACGCUCUCUGCCAAAACCAGGGUUCAGCAUUUGUGAGUCAUCCUCCGGAAAACUACGAUCUGUUUCUCACGACAGCCGUGACGGAUGGAGUGAAACUGUGGGAUCUAAGAACGUCUAAGUGCGUUUGCAAGUACGAGGGUCACAAGAACAGAAGCCAUGCAUGUGGAGUAGCCUUCAGCCCGUGUUCUAGGUUCAUCGCAGCGGGGUCCGAAGACAAAAGUGCAUACAUCUAUGAUAUCCGUACAGGAACCUACCUGCAUAAACUCUCUGGCCACACUGACGUGGUCUCAGAAGUUGCCUACCACCCCCUCUAUUGCCAGCUCCUAACCGUGUCCCUUGAUGGAAAGCUAAGCCAGUUUGAUGCGAAGUGAUGAACACACAUGCGCGUGCAGGCACGAGCAGAGGUCUACAGGGGCUUCCUGAGUAAAGUUAAACUAAACAUGUUCACAUGAUAAUGUAAUAAAUGAGCAAUUAUAUUUUCGAGGAGCAUUGGCCACCCAAAUAACAACGACUUGUUAAGGUAAUACGCAUUUGUAAUGAAAGCAUGCAUACGUCGAUAUGCCUUUGGGCAUGUUGGGUACAGAUUUAUAAUUACUCGUGUAAUAGACCAAUACAUGACUAUAGUAACCCUUAAUGUUCAGGUCCCUUGUGACAAAUGUAGUCAGUUGCCAGUCGCUUAUUUCUUUUAUAAAAGAUUUCCUUUAAUGACUAUAAUAUGUCAAGUGUAUUCACUGCAGCUGUGUAACUAUUAUAGAAUAAUAGCAUAAUUGUUUUACAGUUUAAUGGUUUCAGUGAAUAUCUGGUUGUUAAUAUACAUGUAUAUUGAGAGCUUCUUGCUUACAAUUUCUGUGUAGCAUCUAUUUAAAAUGUCAUUUCUUAGGUGCAUAUACGCAUCGUCACUAUGACAAGCCUUUACCGAUGUCAAGUAUAGUUAGUUUGUACAUAACCGUUCACAUGCAAUGCAUGUUAAAAUUCUUUAAUUAUAUUGUGUCCAGUAUUAUUGUAUAAAUGCGAGAGAAAAAAUUUCUAGAUAUAAAUAAUUUGGUGUAUACAGUUUAUAGUUAUUAUAUUGUUGUAUAUAGAGAUAUAUUAAUAAUUUAAUUUUAUAUAUUGUA